AUGGAUUUGAAAGAAACAGAUAGAUAUCUCCGCCAGCCACGAAUUAACUACGAAGAAAAUCUUUACAAGCGAAUGGAUGAUUUUCGUCGGCAGGAGAUAUUGUGCGACACAAUUCUUCAAGUGGACGGGCAAGAAUUUCCAGCCCACAAAAACGUCCUAGCGGCAUGUAGCGAGUAUUUCCUUGGUUUGUUUACAUCCGACAUGAAAGAAAAACAUCAACUUGAAGUCAAACUCGAAGGAUUUCGAGCCUUUGUGAUGAAUGAUCUGCUUCAUUACAUAUACACGGGAGAAGUUGAAAUAACCGAUGAGAAUGUCAAAGAACUGGUUUUCGCUGCUGAUUACCUGUUAAUAACAAGCUUAAAGGAUAAAGGGAGUGAGUACUUAGAAGGAAUUUUAAAUCCUUCAAAUUGUCUGUCAAUGAGAGCGUUUUCAGAGAAAUUUGACUGUGAAGAACUCAUGGACAAGUCUGAGAGCUUUAUUCUUGAGAACUUCGUGGCUGUUUCGAAAUCGGAGGAAUUCCUGCAUCUUUGCCUCUCUGAGAUUGAGAAGCUUAUCACUUUAGACGACGUUAUUGUGGAGACGGAGGAACAGGUGUACGAAGCGGUCGUUUCGUGGGUCAAACAUGACGUGAAUAACAGGAGAGAGAAUUUCCCGCGGUUGCUCUCUCAGGUUCGCUUGGGUUGCAUGUCAAAAUAUUACAUAGCAGAAUAUGUUGAAAAUGAAGAACUGGUAACCAAUAACCUUGAGUGCACCAAGCUUCUUUACGAAGCCAUGAAGUCAUAUGCAUUACAUGGACCUCAGCGUCAGCCAAUCAGGGAUAUCUGCAAGACGCGGAAAUGUUUGGAUUCCAAUGUAGAUGCCAUCAUUACGAUCUGGGGACCUGGAGACGAAUUGCGUUCCUCAACUCAGUGUUACGUGCCUUCUGUCAAUCAGUGGUACAAUUUGGCGCCAAUGUUAAUCCCGCGCUUCAGUCACGGCGCUGUGGCAUGCGAGGGGUUUAUUUUCACAGUGGGAGGAGUCUCCCUGAAUGGGCAUCUGUCAAGCAUGGAGAGAUAUGACUACAGGUAGGUUAUUGUCAGGUAUUAAUCGUUAUUUACCCACAGUGGGAGUGAUGCAGUGGCCCGUUGUGUAACGGAAAUGAAUCCAGGAGGUCUGAAUGUGAGCCAUGGCCGGUUCAAUCCAGCGUACUGUUUUAAAAACCCGAGAAGAUGUCGGGGGGUGGGGGGCUGGGGUAAGUUUUAGUCACUUUGAGAAGCUAAGCUACUCGUUGUAAAGAUAAUUUUGAUGCUUCUUUACAUGUGAUUUUCACAGAACUAACACAUGGGCAGGAGUAGCACCGAUGGCUAAGGAAAUCUCUGCUCUUGGUGUGGCUGAACUAAAUGGUUCUUUAUACGCAGUAGGUGGCUGGCAUAGAGGAAGACCGCUAAACACUGUUUUGAGGUAAUCGAAAAUGUUGUGUUUUGUAAUCAGGAUAUUGAUUAUUGUUGGCCAGGUCAUGUGUAAAGAAUGUUGUGCUCCUAUGAAAGACUGAGGUAAAAAGAGAUCAUUUCUUUUUUGAAGGUACUAUCCGAACUCGAACAUCUGGGAAGCGGUCGCCCCAAUGACAUCAAACAGAGGUGGUCCAUGCGUAGUAUCUGAUAAAUACCUUUACGCCAUCGGUGGAAAAACAGAAAACGAUAAUGCCAAUGACCCGUUCAAGUACCUGAGCACGGUUGAAAAAUAUGAUCCCAGAACAAACACCUGGACCAUGACCACACCCAUGCAGGUCCGUAGAGCAUACGCAUGCGGAGUAGCUGUUGGAGGAAACCUUUACGUAGUAGGGGGAACCCAAGAUGAUUUGUACUCGUCGCACAGCUCUUGUGAGGCUUUUGACAUAGAGAAUAACACCUGGACAUACAUAGCUAAUCUGUGCAUAUCAAGAGCGCUGGCAGGGAUAGCUUUCGUAGGAAAUCAUAUCUACGUCCUCGGAGGAAAGAAAAAUUCCCGCGAAAGAACAGACAAAGUAGAAUUUUACGAUAUCGAUCUUGACGUGUGGAAGGUUGUAGGGUCGGUACCUAACUGUAUGGGUGGGAUACAGUGCUCAGCUGUUUCUCUUUCCACCCAAUUUCUCAACUCUCUGACAAAGAUUACUUAAAUUUUUUUUUUUCCUUAUCAGUACAUGAAAGAUUGACAGGCUUUCGUUUGAACGUCACAAUGUCCCAAUUCAUCUCUAAUUUUCGAACUUCUUUUUGAGAUUAACCCUUUUCUAUAGCUGCUGCACGAGUGAUCCGUCAAACAAUCGCAUGGCCCCCGCGGGAACAAAAUUUCUAUGUGCCUAAUUAAACGCGCAGUGCAUACGAAGGCGUGAGCAUAACGUUGGAUUCAAUUUCUAUGAGCUGUUGAUUUUGAGGACUGAACGACUUAGCAGUUUGUACUUGUCGUUGUUUUGAACUUGGAGCCUUAGUCCUUUUCGUGAAAAAUUCGAACAUUUUGGCAAAAGAUUUUUCGAAACUUUAAAAACUUAGCAGAAUGAUUUCCCUUUAUGUAUGGGCCUCAAAUAUAAUUAGCACAGGAUGAUUGUAAUUACCGUGAUUAUAGAAGAAGUUAGAUAUUAUUGUUAAGCUGAGAAAUCUGUAUAUAAGAGCAUAUAUGUACAUA
Molecule: messenger RNA, 2637 nt
Organism: Pocillopora meandrina
Lineage: Eukaryota; Metazoa; Cnidaria; Anthozoa; Scleractinia; Pocilloporidae
Source: the annotation of a GenBank genome assembly